CCAGGCAGUGUAUUAUUAUAUAAUCAAUUUAAAAUGUUGAAUUUAGAACAUUAUUCCUUUUUCAAUUCACAUAUUUACUUAAAAGACUUGUUAGACUUUAUGUAUACAUAUUCAACAGUGCAUUCAUAGAGCUCAGUUUCUUUUUAUUAAUUUAAAAAAAAUUUGUAGAUGAAGUAAUGAAAUUCUGUUUAUGCCACAUUAUGGUGCAACUAAAUUUAAUUCCUUUAAAAAAUUGAAUGUAUGUAUCAUAUACUUGGUCACUAGAUGGGGCAAUUUUCCAUGAAGACAGAAGUUGUUUACUCUAUUCACAUCCCAGCAGACACUGCCUCAGACUAAAUAUAGCCUACUUGAAUUCCAGUCUUCUUUUAGAAAAAAGAAACUAAAGAAUUGAGCUGUAAUAACCAUAACACCUUGAUGUUGUUUACUUAUAGGGCCCACAGUGGAGGGGCUCUCAAUCUUGCUCUUGAAGAUCUACAGCUGUUUCACAGCUGGGGGAGGAGUGGGUGGAGGAGGAGUGAAGAAACAGAAGACAGUUUUGGUGUUGUGGUGAAAAUGGAGGAAAUGGACAUGAUGGUUAAUUUCUGAGGCAAAUUAGUAGAUCAAAGUUGAUGUGGUGGAAAAGGAAGUAUGUCUUUAAGGUAGUCUAACAAAAUAACUUUUUAAUAUAGACCUGUUUUCUAUAUUAAAUGAAUGUUGAUAUAUUAAUUAUAUUUCUUAAAAGCAACUAUUUCGACAGAAGAACCCUCAACAAUGAUUUCUUGUAUGAUAAAGCUGAAACAUAUUUUCAUAUUAUAAAUCAGUAAUUUUGAUUCUUAACAUCAAAUAAUAAAAUAGGCCUAUUUACUUUACAUAGCUAGAUACUAUAUUUAAUACAUGAUUACAUUUAAUAAAUGUAUUAAUACUUAAACAUUAUGAGGUUGUAUAUAUUAAAGGUGCUAGGAUAUGUUAAAUGUUUUUCAAAAAUGUAUGAAAUCCACAUGAAACAAACAUGACAUUUCUAAAAACAAAACUAAAUUUCUAAAAGAUUUCUCCAUUGUAUCGUCUAGCACGUCCUUAUAUGUCACUGACACUAUAUGCAAAGACAGAAACCUUUAUUGCUUCUGUCAGGCUCAAACCGAUCCACCUUCAACCAAUGUGCUCUAGUGUACGUCACAAGGGGGCGGAGCUACAGAGCCGAAUAAAACGUGCUCUCUGUAUACAUACUAGUGGAACGUGCCGAAGCCAGUUAAUAACAGGCAGUGACUCGAGGAGUUGACAUUUAUCAGAGGCUGCUCUGCGACUGACAUCAUUCAUUUCACCUGGCGUGGGAGCCGAGAAUCAAAGACAGCAAAAGGGAUUCUGACAUGCACUUUCAGAAAUCACCGAAGGAAAAGGCGUGUUACCCUCUGCCCACAGUGAAGAAACUCCUGGAGCAGAAGAGAAAGAGAGAGACCUCCUCAGCACCCCCCUCCUGCUCUACAGCAUCUUAUACUGCUGGUGGCGCUGCAUCUGUCCCAGUGUUGGCAUCAGUACAUUCUCCCACUGCCGGAACCAGUGCAAGCUACACAGACAUGGCCGCAGUUAGAUAUGACAGAUGGGAUGUUCCCAGCAUUCAUCAGGCACAUUCCUCCCUACAGCAGUGCAACCCUUUCUCGUUCAUGUCCACUUCCUCCGCCGCAGCAAACUUUACCCAGACUGGACAGACGCUUGCUGCUGGCUACAGCCCUCAGCAGAUACAAGACUGCCAGGACGCCCAGACAACACAGCAAUAUUCUAUAACAGAGUGCCCUGUAACUGCAGCCGGGACUGAUAUGACUGGGACAGUCCCCGUUCAGAGCUCCGGCUUGUGUUGGCCAUCUGAAUCCAGAGCAGAGGAUCACACAAGCCAAUACGUUCUCCAAGAUUUCAGGCCCCAAAUGGAUAUGGUGAAGCUGCAGGAGGCUCGAGUCUUCCUGCAGAACAUGGAUUACAGCAGAACCACCUGGCAGGAUGAUGAUGGGGACACGAUUUUACAUAUCUAUACUGCUAAAGGCCUGAGGGAAUAUGCUUUUGCUGCUGCGGAGAAACUCCGUGGACUGGGGAAGUUGGAUUCUAAAGAACACAAGGGCAAGACUGCUUUGCUGGUGGCCGUAACUGCUAAUCAGCCAGAUAUAGUCCAGGAUCUACUCUAUCUUGGUGCGGACAUCGGCAUCUGUGAUGUCAACGGUCAAACUGCGCUCCAUCUGGCUGCCACCUAUGGUUUCCCCUGUGUCAUGGAGGUUAUUCUCUCUGCUGGACUGCGAGUGGACCUGGAGGCUCGUAAUUUUGAAGGUCUGACUCCUCUGCACUGUGCAGUGAUCUCUCACUGUGCCACGAUGAAGGCUAUAAAUGCCUCCUCCUCAUCCUCAACAUGGCUAGUCGAUGGCAGUCUACAGACUCAAGCAGAAGAUAAACUGAUGUGUUUGCGGCUUCUUAUAAAUGCUGGGGCUUCAGUUCUCAGUCAGGAAAUCAAAAGCAACAAGACAGUUCUUCACCUGGCAGUGAAGGAGGGGAAUAUCCAUCUCGUGCGCUUCCUACUGAGCCUCCAACUCUCCAAUAUGCAGGCGUUCAUCAACAUGAAAGCUCACGGACAUACCGCCCUACACAUGGCCGCAGGGCUGCACGGAAACCCCUAUCAGGAGGAACUGAUCCGGCUGCUGCUGAACCGUGGCGCUGAUCCCAGCAUCCGCAACCUGGAGAACGACCAGCCCGCUCAUUUACUGCAGAGCGGAGACAAAGGAGAGAAACUCAAGCUCAUCUUGAAGAAGAAAAGCGCCUCCUCCAGGCGACGUUUUACAUCCUUACAGGACCAAGAGUGACUAGGACUGAUCAGUCCAAGCGUUCCCCACUUUCUCCAAUAGAGAUCUAGAUCAAAUAACAGUACGCACAAAAACAUCAGUCUUGAUCAACUCACCAUCAAGAUGUAGAUAAGAACAAUUACGGAUUGACCUUUGUCAAAUAAUUAUGACCAGAACGAGCUUUUAAAAUUAACCCAAAGACAGUCUUCCUUGACUAGAAUGAAUCUAGAUCAUCCCUGGAGAAGGAUGGGUUUAUCUUCAGUAUCCUUUUAUGAGGAUUUUCACUUAUUGCAUCAUUUUAGUAUGACAGUAUAUCUUUUUUUCAAGGAUCAUUCAUCGAUUCUGUACCAUAAUGCUGCUUUCCAGUUUAUUUAAAUGCUGAACAUCAGCAUUUUACUAUGUUCAUGAAUAGCGAUUUCAAUGAAAUCAUCAUGAGGGCUGUCAGCACCAGUCAAGUUUCCACCUUCAAUUAUAAACCAUAUUGGUUUGCUUACAUUAACUCACUGUAUCAGUGGAAUUUUUUAAUAUGUUUUCAGAAGUAUUUAUAUGGCUUUCGGUUAGCGCGUGUUGCAUAUUAUUCUCUGUGCUCCCGUUCAUGUUACUUUCACUCAGGGGAAAGGUCAGUUAUUUAUUUCAUUGUUUGAUAUGAAUGACAGCAGUUCUCUAUGUAAUGCACUUUUCUCAGCAGCACACUUGAUAUCAUAGUUGUCCUUACAGGAGAUGUGUCAUCCGACCGUGUAUGUGAAUAUUUUUUUGAUGAGUCAUACGAGGGGGUGAAAUGUCAGGGUGUUCUGAGGUAAGAAGGUAGAUUUGCCUUCAAGACUUUUCAGAAUCAAAUCACAAUCAUUAAUAUGAUUUAACAAUGUUAAUUCAGUGGAAUAGUAAAGGUUUUUUUUUUGUGUGGGGAUCAUGUCCAUCUUGUAUCAAGAUUUCAAAUGUUGGAAGUUGUUGUUGUUGAGUCAGAGACAUACAUGAUUCACCGUGUUGAAGUACCUAGAGUCCCUCUGGAAAUUCAAAUGAGGGAAAACACACGCUAAUGUCACUUUCUUGUAAAACAGAGAGGACUGUGGAUUUAUGAGAAUUAGUAUGAACACAAAGUACAAAUGUACUUCUAGUGAAUUCAUUUGCUCAUUGUUUUAAUAAUUAUCGCAAACACUUAAUGAAUGAAACCAUCUGACAAAACCAAAUUCUGAGUAUAUAAAGUAGCAUUAAAAUCAGCUUGAUUGAAUGUACAAUGUUUUAUUAUAUCAUUUAUGAAGAGUGAUACCAUUAUGAAAAACAUUUAUAGUUAUUCAUGUAUUUCUGCAAAUCAUUAAUGUUUUAUUAAUGUGUUUGUGUGUUUUGCAUUAUUUGUCAACUGACCAAGCCAAACUAAGUAAAGCUGAUCAAAGUAAAGACCAAGAAUAAACCUCUGUAACUCAGGAUCUUUUAUUGAGACAAAUGUCUUUGGUAUAUGACUAAUAUUUGGAUGAAUAAUAAAAACGCCUUUUCGUAUAUA
Molecule: messenger RNA, 4293 nt
Organism: Megalobrama amblycephala (Wuchang bream)
Lineage: Eukaryota; Metazoa; Chordata; Actinopteri; Cypriniformes; Xenocyprididae
Gene: nfkbid
Product: NF-kappa-B inhibitor delta
Exons: 13
Coding region: 1344-2816 (490 amino acids)
Biological process (GO): regulation of gene expression
Cellular component (GO): nucleus
Molecular function (GO): protein binding
Source: RefSeq, a predicted model, not a curated record